Diaporthe amygdali is the source of this 2337-nucleotide messenger RNA. Its product is annotated as C6 zinc finger domain-containing protein. Gene Ontology annotation, biological process: regulation of DNA-templated transcription. Gene Ontology annotation, molecular function: zinc ion binding; DNA-binding transcription factor activity, RNA polymerase II-specific. The record is from RefSeq and is a predicted model, not a curated record. The coding region runs from base 1 to 2337 and encodes 778 amino acids. The transcript has 2 exons. NCBI's taxonomy places the organism in Eukaryota, Fungi, Ascomycota, Sordariomycetes, Diaporthales, Diaporthaceae.
AUGAGCGUGCUAACAAGUCUUCGUAUGUUGAAGGUACGCACCGGCUGUGUCACUUGCAAGAUACGGAAAGUCAAGUGCGAUGAGACCAAACCAUUCUGUCUGAGAUGCACAAAGACCGGGCGUAAAUGCGAUGGGUAUCUGGAUCCACGGAACCUGGCCUCGAGGCGCCGACCCAAAGACCCCACACCUCAGGACCGUGUCCUGGGUCCGUUACUCGACCUUUCUACACCAGAGGAGAAGCGAGCUUUCUACUUCUUUCAGCAUGUCACCGCGCCAUGCAUCUCGGGAGACUUUGACGCAGUUUUCUGGAGGAGUGUUGUGCUCCAAGUUGCUCAGACUGAGCCAGCGGUCCGCCAUGCCGUGCUCUCCGUGAGCACCUUGCACGAGGGGCUCACACAAGGCACAAUCGUCCAGUCAACAGAUGGCUGCCCGACACAGUCCUUCGCUUUGCAACAGUACAACAAAGCUAUCGCUCGUCUCCUGGACCAGAUGAACAACCCACUCACCAAGCCGCUGGCAUCACUUCUCACCUGUGUUCUCUUCGUCUGUAUUGAGUUCUUGCAGGGAAAGGACAAAGAGUCUCUCAUACAUCUUGAGCAGGGCCGACAGCUUCUAACUCGGCUGGAUGAGCGGUAUAAUGGCCCUGAGAUGGAAUGUAUCCUACGUCACGUCGUUCCUCUAUAUACGCGACUGAGCUUAACAUCGUUUCUUUUUGGCGGCACCCCUGUGGCCCUACCAGAUUCGUUGAAGUCCCGUGGGGACAUACCUGAUACGUUCGGGUCAAUGGACCACUUGAGGUAUUUCAUGCACGAAUUCAUGGAGCAAGCCUUCCGAUUUACGCAUCGAGCACGGCCGGCCAAGAAUAGCAGCGACUCAAUAUCGCGGGAGACGAUGCAGUUGCUCGAGGUCGAACAAGACCGCCUACUUUGCCGAUUAGCCAAGUUUAAUGUGGCCUUCUCACUCUUCCAAGCAUCAAGAACGAAGCCGGGCCCUGAGAACACUCUUCUUGUCCUGCAAAUGUAUCUGCAUGCCCAAUAUAUCUGGAUCUCUACGGCGUUGAGCUCGUCAGAGGUGGUUUACGAUAACUACCUAGCUCAGUUCGCAGCGAUCGUUCCCUUGGCAGCUGCAUACAUUGACCUCGAAACCUCGCAACAACACCAACCAGUGUUCCCGCCUCAAAGACAUGGAUCUGCCACGAUCCCAACACAUCCCUCUUCGGGUCCUAGCCAGCAAUUACCUGGAGGCAACUUUACUUUCGAGACCCACAUAAUCCCCCCUCUCUACUAUGUGGCCACCAAAUGUAGGCACCCCCUGAUCCGUCGAUCAGCACUCAGCCUACUCAGACGAGAUCCAUCCCGACGAGAAAACCUCUGGCGAGCUAGUGUGAUGGGUGCACUGGCGGGACAUGUGGUGUCCCUUGAGGAGCAAUGGGCUCAGAGGCAGAGUUUCUCAUCGAUAUCUGCAUCUCAAUCUCCGCAGUAUUCGAGCAUAAGGAGUACCAGUGUCGGCCAUAACACUGCAUCCGAGCGCAGCAUGGAGCAACAAUCUAGACUCCAGCCGGAAUUUUCAAGUCACGAAAAGCCUCGCGGCACGAACAGAGCAACAGAGCAGAUAAAUACAGAAAUCCAAAAUAAUUCGGGACCGCGUCCGGUCCCCGAUUUUCGAUUCGUCGAUUUCGAUGCCGACCAACGCAUGGAGCCGUCUACAGACCAAGUAUUUCAGAGAGAUGCCAAUGUUCCUUCGUCGCUCAGUCAGGAACCUUCUCUCACGUCUUCAACAGACGGUUGUUCAUUCAAUUCGGCCAUGGAUUCGGCAGCAAGUGGCUUACCCUCGCGGGAAAAUGAGCUUGCCAUAUGGCCGCAUGAAGCACAUCAACAACCAGAUCACAGCAGCCAGGAUUCGUAUCAGCCGGACUUAGGAAAGGACUUUGCGCCAACAACCCCGUAUUUGUACCAUCACAACGAGAAGCAAAUGCAUCUCACCGGACAUGCGACGGGUGACUCUGCAUCUCACUCGAGUUUGGGUGGAUCUUCGCCCGAUGCAGACGAGCAAAGCUAUCAGACUAUCUUGGGCAAUCAAUCACAGCAGGAUAGCUUCUACCAGUCGGCAACGACAAAUGCGAUUCCUUGGGAUCAGCAGCAGCAACAUCUUACAAGCAGUACUCUCCCAAGCGGUCUCAUCACAGAGGCGCCAUUUGGGCUAGCGGAGGAGCUACGAGUCCACGACGCCAUCAUCGGACGUGAGAGAGAGGACGGCAGCUGGGUUGUCGUAUUCAGAAAACUACAUGGGGCUGACGCAGAGUGGGAUGUGCAGACCGACUGGGUGGCUACAGGAUAA